GAGGAGACGUUUGCUGCUGGUGAUGACGAAGGGAGAAAUUUACUGUAGCUGCAGUGCCCAGCUUUCCCCAUGAGAGUCUGGGAAAAGAGGAGUGUAAAAAGAUAAGAUUUUAAACAAACAUACGAUCAUAUCUUAUAGGUAACAGUUCCACGAGAGAAGCGGGUAGUGUUGUUUGAGGGAAGGGGUGGACGUCCUCUCCGCGGAGCGGCAUCAGGGUGGUGGGUAGCGAUAGCAGGAGGCCAUUAACUCUUCUUUUGUUUGGGGAUUUCCCUCCUUUUUUUUUUCGGAAUUCUUCUUCAAUAUUUUCCUCUCCAUUUUUUCAAUCGGAGGUCAUUUAUCAUAUCGUGGAGAGCUGAGAGCUGGGAGGACGAGAAGGACGGGCGGUCCCGGCUAAGUGGGAGCAGAAAUGCACAGGAAAUUAUCAUACGCUUGUUUUGUACCUGCAAAUAAUUCAAGACCAACGGAGUGAAUAAUUAGGAUUAAACAGAGAGGUCUGGGAGGAGGCUGGCAGGGCAGUGGGUGGCAGGCUUGGCAGGUGGCGCUGGAUUCAGGCUGGGUCGAGAGGGCUCGAGGCGGCUGGUGAGCAGUAGUGUCACGCAACAGCUUGUGGAGUGCGGGCGUCCGGUCUCUGUCCGGUCUCUGUGAGGAGCCAAACCAGUUCUCGGCCGCUGCGCAGGCUGACUACCAGAUGUGUACCACACUCGUGUUUCCCUUACGUGCUGUGCGAUUGUGUUGUCGCAGGACUUCUUGCUGAAACAUGUGAACCUUCAGUGAAAGGUUUUGGCAGUAUUUGUCUCAAAAACCGCGCGGAAGUUUUAGUCGGUCAUUUGUUGGAGGUGUUUUGUUGCUACAGAUUGUUUUAUGAGCGUUGGAGAGUGAGCCUGACCAGGAGGGACAUGUCCUCACAGAGCUAGGCGGUGGUUGAGUCAACACCAUGGAGCUGAGAUGGUGGCGAGCCCUCAGAGUGGUACAGGGCCUCGCAUCACUGGGUUCUUGGAUGCUGCUACUGCUUCUACUGCUGCUGCCGCCGCCACAGACUGCCGCCCUGUCCUCAGCGGAGAGCCAAGGUGAGUCUCCGCCCACUGCAGCAGAGGAGGUGUCGUCCGUGGAAGUCUUUGGGAGGGAAGAGCAUAGUUACAAUAGCAGCCGCGUCCAGGACGACUCUCCUCUCCAGCUUGACGACGCCGAUGAUUUCCUUCCUCCGAUCACCAUAACAGAAGCGCCUCUGGAGAACCCGAGUCCGCCAGGUUGCUCUCACCCGCUGGGCCUUACCACCGGAGACGUCUUGGACUGGCAAAUAUCCGCCUCCUCGUCUUACCCGUCUACGUGGGACGCAGGCUGCCAGGUCAAAUAUGCCCGCCUUCACCAACCCAACGGGCGGGCAUGGUGUGCAGGCAGGAAGGCCGCCGGCGAAUGGGUCCUGGUUGAUUUAGGCGUGCCGGCCAAGGUGACGGGUCUCAUGACACAGGGCAAAGGGGAUGACGAGGAGUGGGUGACGUCCUUUGAACUCUCCUACUCCCUGGACGCCUACCACUGGCACUACGCCCGCGACAUUUACAACAACAAAAAGGUGUUCCAGGCCAACGUUGACUCGCACCAGACAAGGCACAACUACGUGGAACCGCCCGUGCUGGGUCGCUUUGUGAGGUUGCACGUACUGGAGUGGCACACACACCCCUCCAUGCGCUUUGAGCUGCUCGGCUGUCAGGAAUGCAAAACAGUGAUCAGUGAGGGCAUGGACGUGCAGCUCACCGCUAGCUCCCACAAGCCUUGGCGCCGCAGCAAAUCGUGCCAGCCCAAGGACGCUGCGCUUAACUCCCAUCGCGCUUGGUGUGCUCGCAGGAAGGACGAACACCAGUGGCUUCAGUGGGACUUGGGACCGCCUCACCUGGUGACCGGAGUGGUGACGCGAGGCCGAGGGGACACGGGCCGUAAACAUUGGGUGAAGGCCUACACACUUACCUACUCCAACGACUCCAAGGUGUGGUUCACCUACAAAGACGGCAACCACCUCGAUACUAAGGUGAGCGACAAGGUGUUUGGAGGAAAUCUGGACAAGCAUACGGAGCGGCGCCACUACCUCAACUCACCCUUCAAGGCUCGCUACGUCCGCCUCCAUCCUCAGCGCUGGCGGAAAUCCAUCGCCCUCCGCGCAGCACUCAUCGGAUGCCCGCACAAGGGGGACUGUGGCGAGGGCUUCUUCAGGGUGACGCCAGACACCAACUGUGUUGAGAACGUGGCUUACAAAGGUGGCACUUGGGUCAACGACAAGAGACAUGCGUGGUCUGAUUGGAACUAUGGACCUGCGGGGUUGGCCGUCGACGGUAACCUGGACACAAACCUGCAGUCAUGCGCCGUGGUCGACAACGAUCAUGUGGACGAGCCCGUGUGGAUGGUGGACCUGGGCAAGCGGCGGGAGGUGCGCGGCCUGGUGCUCAUUACCUGGCAGGGACGUGGCCAAGGAGUGGUGGCGGUCACUGAAACCUACUACACCGGUCGUCAUGAAGCUGACCAACAAACUUUGUAUCGGGAUUAUGUGUUCGGCCUUGACCGCCUCACCAUCUUCGUGGAGAAUCAGCGUCGUCUGGAUACAUUAUCUCCCCAGGACCACAAGAAGUGUGCCUCCAUAACUAGGCUCAACAAUGCCCUCUUCAGGGAACGGGUGCACGUGGAGUGUCCGCAGCCAAUCAAGGGGCGGUACCUGUACAUCAAAGCCAGCGGGGUGGCCAACAGGUGGCACCGGGUGUUCUCCAUGGUGUUGUGUGAAGUGAUGGUGUACUGACUUGCCUAGCUCACCAUGCCUUCAACCCCUACACCACCUAACCUCAACCUCAGUCUCAGCUUCAUCUCCCACCUAAUCCAGAGUCUCAAAGACAGAAUAAAAAUAAUCCCUCAUGUAAACUAAGGCUAA
This is a messenger RNA of Scylla paramamosain (green mud crab), 2911 nucleotides long. RefSeq names its product lactadherin-like. The coding region runs from base 935 to 2782 and encodes 615 amino acids. The record is from RefSeq and is a predicted model, not a curated record. NCBI's taxonomy places the organism in Eukaryota, Metazoa, Arthropoda, Malacostraca, Decapoda, Portunidae. The transcript is spliced from 12 exons.